This is a messenger RNA of Zingiber officinale, 919 nucleotides long. Its product is annotated as probable glutathione S-transferase GSTU6. Bases 57 to 770 code for a protein of 237 amino acids. Gene Ontology annotation, molecular function: glutathione transferase activity. The record is from RefSeq and is a predicted model, not a curated record. Gene Ontology annotation, cellular component: cytoplasm. The transcript is spliced from 2 exons. Gene Ontology annotation, biological process: glutathione metabolic process. Lineage: Eukaryota; Viridiplantae; Streptophyta; Magnoliopsida; Zingiberales; Zingiberaceae.
ACCACGGCGAUGUACUCAGCCAUCAUUCACCUGCAUCGACAUCAAUUUGCACUCCAAUGGCCAGAGCUGCGGCAGAGGACAUGAAGGUUUUGGGUGACCCGCUGAGCCCCUUCGUCAUCAGGGUUCUCAUCGCCCUCCGCCUCAAGAGAGUCGAGUACGAGUUCGUGGAGGUGCAGUUAACGGAGCCGAAGAGCGACAUCCUGGUGAAGUCCAACCCGGUGUACAAGAUGGUCCCCGUGCUGCUCCACCGCGGAAAACCUAUCUGCGAGUCCGCCGUCAUCGUCCAGUACAUCGACGAGGAGUGGUCUGACGACGGCGGAUCCUCCUCCAUCCUCCCCGCCGACCCCUUCGAUCGCGCCAUCGCUCGGUUCUGGACCGUCUACAUGGACGACAAGUUGACUUAUUUAAUUAGGGCUUUGAUUGGGGAGAAGGAGGCGGCCAAGGUGACGGAGUUGGCCGGUCAAAUUCGGCAGGUGCUGGGUCUACUGGAACAGGCCUUCACGGAGUGCGGCAAAGGGAAGGGCUUCUUCGGCGGGGACGCCGUCAGCUACCUGGACAUCGCGCUGGGGAGCUUCCUGGGGUGGAUCAUGGCGCUGGAGAAGGGUAAAAGCGUCAAACUUUUGGAUGCGGAGGAGCUUCCUCCGCUGGCGGGAUGGGCGGAGCGGUUCCUAGCGGAGGAAUCAGUGAAGGGGCUGGUGCCGGACGCCGACGAGCAUCUGAAGAAUUACGAAGUCGCGACGGUGAGGACGAGCGCUACUCCUGCUGCAUAAGAUCUUGUGAGAUCAUAAAUGAUGUGAAAUUAGGAUUUGUGAGUCGAGAAUUCGCUUGAAAACAAUAAAUAAAUGGGUUUUAAAUACAGUUUAUAAAUUUCAGUGAUAAAUAAUGGAUUUAGAGUUUGAUAUUUAGGUACGAUGUAUUA